Molecule: messenger RNA, 4342 nt
Organism: Prosopis cineraria
Lineage: Eukaryota; Viridiplantae; Streptophyta; Magnoliopsida; Fabales; Fabaceae
Product: probable leucine-rich repeat receptor-like protein kinase At2g33170
Exons: 3
Coding region: 708-4040 (1110 amino acids)
Biological process (GO): hormone-mediated signaling pathway; protein phosphorylation
Cellular component (GO): plasma membrane
Molecular function (GO): ATP binding; protein binding; protein kinase activity
Source: RefSeq, a predicted model, not a curated record
GAAUGGAGAGAGCGAGAGGGAGGGAGGGAUUGAUAAAUGUGGAGUGAUUCACUCCAAAGAUCACGUGGCCAGAAGAAGCGGAGGGCCAUUCCUACUUACGCGUUCAAGCUCACCAGUCCACCUGCUCGUAUUUCAGCCAAGCCGUCCCCAUCAAUUUUCUCUACUCCUCCACACCUUCCCAUUGUUGAUUUUUUCCCAUUUCCUUCUUCACUGCCUGCGUGACAGUUUUCCAGCACCACAAGUAACUCUAAAUAAUCUAAAGCAUGCUUUGUCGGCCAUUUCAGCUUCACCCCGGACCUCUCUGCCUGCCCCUUUCACCCCCCUAAACAUCCUUUCCACUCCUCAUCAUUCUCUUCACGACUUCCUCUUACUUUUUCACGCCACGUUCCUUUUCCUCUCCUUCUUCUUCGUCCGAUCCUUUUCCUUUAAUUUCCAGAGCUGAAUAAAUUUCUACUUUCUCUGACCUCCGGUAAAGCGGUUUGGAUUCUUGUCCAGAAUAUCUUGGCUGACUCGUCUGAGAUCCCCUACUUUCUGUGCCAAAAGGCAAUCUGGGUAUAUUCUAUUUUUGUCUGCAGAUUCAUGAAUUCCAAGGCCUCGGCGUUUCCCUCUCAAAAAGUUGAUCCCAAGUGUUGGAGAUGCUUCUUUUAUUAUCUUUUAUUUGAUGAGUAACGGUAUUAUGGUGGACUUUGAUAGGUCUAUUAAAAAUUAUGAUGUCUGGGAAUUUCAAAAAAAGGGGAGCGUUGGCAACUCUACUGCUAUUCACUUUACUUCUUUGUAUCACAGAAGGAUUGAACACAGAAGGCCAGCACCUGCUCGAGCUGAAGAGCAGUCUUCAUGACGAAUCUAAUCAUUUGGCGAAUUGGAAGUCUACUGAUGAAACACCUUGUGGGUGGACGGGCGUAAAUUGCACUUCUGACUAUAAUCCAGUGGUCUGGUCCCUUGAUUUGAGCUCAAUGAAUCUUUCCGGAACACUAAAUCCUAGCAUUGGAGGUCUGACGCAUCUAACUUAUCUCAAUCUUGCCGACAAUGGGCUGAUGGGAAAUAUACCCAAUGAAAUUGGAAAUUGCUCGAGCUUGGAAUUUCUUUUCUUGAACAAUAAUCGAUUCAGGGGACAAGUUCCUGCUGAAUUGGGGAAGCUUUCCCUUCUGAGGCGUUUGAAUAUUUGCAACAACAUAGUCUCAGGUUCUCUGCCAGAAGAAUUGGGAAACCUGUCUUCGCUGGUUGAGCUUGUGGCCUACACAAAUAAUCUGUCCGGUCCCCUGCCUCGUUCUAUUGGAAAUCUCAAGAGUCUCACUACUUUGAGAGCCGGGGGGAAUAGAUUGUCAGGUAGCUUGCCAAGUGAGAUCGGUGGAUGUAGGAGCAUGGAAUUUCUUGGCCUUGCUCAAAAUCAGAUAGGAGGAGAACUGCCGACAGAGAUUGGGAUGCUUCAGAACUUAAGAGAACUGGUUUUGUGGAAUAACCAGUUAUCAGGGCUUAUUCCUAAAGAGCUUGGGAAUUGUACCAGCCUUGAAACCCUUGCUUUCUAUGGAAAUGCUCUUGUUGGACCUAUACCUGAGGAGAUUGGGAAUCUCAAGUCUCUGGGGAGGUUGUACCUUUACAGAAAUAAAUUGAAUGGCACCAUUCCAAGGACGAUUGGGAAUCUUUCUCUGGCAUUAGAAGUUGAUUUCUCAGAAAACUCUUUGGUGGGAGAUAUUCCUCCUGAGAUCAGCAAAAUAAGUGGUCUCCACUUGCUCUUUCUCUUUGAAAACGAGCUAUCCGGUGUUAUACCCAACGAGUUUAGUAGCUUAAGGAACCUGACAAGGCUGGACCUGUCCAUUAAUAAUCUCACCGGUCCAGUUCCGUGGGGGUUCCAGUACUUGACUCGAAUGUCUCAGUUGCAACUUAAUGACAACUCUCUAACUGGAAAUAUUCCCCAGAGCCUUGGACUUUAUAGUCCUCUUUGGGUGGUUGAUUUUUCUAACAAUCACUUGACAGGAACGAUACCUCCCCAUCUAUGUCGAAAUUCGAACUUGAUGUUGUUGAAUCUGGCUUCUAAUCGACUUUAUGGAAAUAUACCAACUGGCAUCCUGAAUUGUGAAACGUUGGCACUGCUACUGCUGGUUGGAAAUAGUCUUACUGGUGGCUUCCCUUCACAGCUGUGCAAACUAGUGAACCUUACUGCCGUUGAGCUGAACCAGAACAGGUUCAGUGGUCCUAUUUCUCCUGAGGUCGGGAGGUGCCAGAAGUUGCAGAGGCUUCAUAUUGCUAACAACUACUUCACAUUAGAGUUGCCUAUAGAAAUAGGAAACCUUUCUCAAUUGGUGACCUUCAAUGUUUCAUCCAAUUCUUUCAUUGGACCUAUCCCGCAUGAAAUUGUUAGAUGCAAGAAGCUUCAGCGACUUGAUCUCAGCCGCAACAGCUUUGCUGGUCCCCUGCCAGAUGAGCUUGGAACACUCUCUCAGUUGGAGCUUCUCAAGCUUUCAGAUAAUAAGCUUACAGGGCAUAUCCCUCCAACAUUAGGUAAUCUGCGUCGUCUGACUGCAUUGCAGAUGGGUGGCAAUUUACUUUCUGGAGAAAUACCUCCUGAUUUGGGUAAUCUCACAAGCUUACAGAUUGCAUUGAAUCUCAGUUACAAUAAUCUCAUUGGAAGUAUACCUGAUAAGCUGGGCAAUCUCUAUAUGCUUGAGUUUCUCCUUCUCAAUAAUAAUAAUCUGAGUGGUGAAAUUCCCAGCACAUUUGAAAACCUUUCAAGUUUGAUGGGGUGUAAUUUCUCAUACAACAAUCUCUCUGGACCUAUACCUUCCAUUCCACUAUUUGGAAAUAUGGAAAUUAGCAGCUUUGUUGGUAACAAUGGCCUCUGCGGUGCUCCUCUGCUUGGCUGCAACACUAAUCCAUCUUCUCUUUCUGAUCCUCCUAUGCAAAAUGUUAAUGCUUCUCGCACCAAGAUGAUCACUAUUGUUGCAACAGUUGUUGGUGGCGUUGCUCUCGUUCUAAUAGUAAUCAUUUUAUAUUUUAUGAGACGUCCUCCUGAGCCUAUUUCUUCGCUGAGGGAUUCUGAGAUUCCGACCCCAGAUUCAGAUAUCUAUUUUCCUCCAAAAGAUGGCUUCACCUUCCAUGAUCUACUUGAAGCUACCAACAACUUUCAUGACAGUUAUGUCAUUGGAAGAGGGGCUUGCGGAACAGUUUAUAAGGCAGUGAUGCCAUCAUCCGGAAAGACUAUUGCUGUUAAGAAGUUAGCAUCCAACAGGGAAGGGAACAACAUCGAGAAUAGCUUCCGGGCUGAAAUAUUAACUCUUGGAAAGAUAAGGCACCGAAAUAUAGUGAAGUUGUAUGGGUUUUGCUAUCACCAAGGUAGCAAUCUCCUACUAUACGAGUACAUGGCAAUGGGUAGCCUAGGGGAGCAACUUCAUGGAUAUGCAUGUACUUUGGAAUGGCCAACUCGGUUCAUGAUUGCUCUUGGAGCUGCUGAGGGUCUUGCCUACUUGCAUCAUGACUGCAAACCAAAGAUCAUUCACCGCGAUAUAAAAUCGAAUAACAUUCUACUUGAUGAAAACUUUGAGGCCCACGUGGGUGACUUUGGUUUGGCGAAAGUUAUUGACAUGCCUCAAUCAAAAUCAAUGUCAGCAGUUGCUGGAUCAUAUGGUUAUAUUGCUCCUGAAUAUGCAUACACCAUGAAGGUCACUGAGAAGUGUGAUAUCUAUAGCUAUGGAGUUGUGCUGCUGGAGCUGCUUACAGGAAGAACUCCGGUUCAGCCGCUAGAGCAAGGAGGCGAUCUGGUGACAUGGGUCAAAAACUACAUUCGGAGCCAUAACAACAAGCUGUCGUCUGGUGUGCUCGACAAUCGUCUCAAUCUCCAAGAUCAAACCACCGUGAACCACAUGCUCACCGUUCUAAAAAUUGCUUUGCUCUGCACAAACAUGAACCCUACUGAUCGGCCAUCGAUGCGCCAGGUCGUGUUGAUGCUUAUAGAAUCCAACGAGCGAGAAGGAAACCUGGCCACUUCUCCAUCUCAGUUUGAGAAUCUUGCUUCCAAAGAAGACGACGAGCAAGAGAGUACGUGAGGUAACGGGAACUUUUUGUCUCAACUUUAUAAACGAAAGAUCAUUCUUUUUUUCUGCUGACCAGCUCAUUGUUGUCGUCAAAACCCGAGAAAAUAGAUGUGAUUCUUGUACAUUCUUUCAUUAGAGUAUAUAUAAUGGCAGGUUGCCAAGCCUAGUCCGGUGUUACUCUGUAGCGGCCAUUAUUAUAAUUGCUUAAUUUCAGGUCAUGUAAUUUUCUUAUGGAAAUUCAGUAUAGUAACAUUGAAUUACUGUACAGUUGGCAAUACCAUCAUUGUUGGACCUGUGUCUCGGAUUAUGCUCUC